This is a messenger RNA of Cyphellophora europaea CBS 101466, 2598 nucleotides long. RefSeq lists its product as uncharacterized. The transcript is spliced from 5 exons. The record is from RefSeq and is a predicted model, not a curated record. The coding region runs from base 1 to 2598 and encodes 865 amino acids. NCBI's taxonomy places the organism in Eukaryota, Fungi, Ascomycota, Eurotiomycetes, Chaetothyriales, Cyphellophoraceae.
AUGGCCCUCACUGUCGGUCAGGUCUCCGGUCUCAUUGCUGCAGCCGUCACACUUAUUCACCUCAUCUUCCCAAACGCGCUCGUGAUUGUCCUCGUGGGUCUUCUGGGAAAUGAGCACAAUGCGGUAACAUGGUCUGUUGCUCAGCGGAGUCUCUCAAGCUCGCUAUGGCCCUCGCUUUUAAGAACCGAUGCCUCAACCGGUCGAUCCGUGAACAUCGGAGUACGCCUCCUGUCACUCCUGAGUCGGUUUGGUCUACUCAUGAUCGCAAUUGCGGCUACCGUAACUCCGCUUGGGCUUCAUGAGGCUAUUGUCCCAACUAACGGCAAUGUGGCUGUUCCUUUCUCAGCUUUUCAAGACACUUCGCCGAUGGGCAUAGGCACACCUGCGCGCAGCAAUGAUCGUUUUACCAGAAUCUGCGGCUCCUUUGGACCAAUCGUAUGCCCCGGAAGCAAAACACAGAUCAACUACACAUUGGAUCCAGAUGACAACACGACUGCAACGGACUACGACGUUGUGGGGACAUAUGAUGCCAUGGUCCCAGCAGCACUGAUCGAGCUGUAUCAGAGUGGCCUCAAUGAUCAGCCGGAGACUGUCUCAUCAUUCUUCGAUAUUCAGACUCGUCAAUACACAAAGGUCGCUGAUCCUCAGAAAGAAGAUGGAAGGCCUUUCUUGGUCGACUCUUUCCGCAUGCUUGAGCCCCUUAUUCUCAACGACGCGAUCGAGGCCAAAGAGGGCCUGAUCGUCGACACGAAACAAGGUCAAGUGGGCUUCCGCCACCACAUGACCCCCAGCCACGUAGGCGAAGGCGCAGAAUGGUCUGAAGAUCUGCUGUUCCUGGAACCUAUCACAGAAUGUGUCGACACCAACCUGACGCUCGAGUUCAAGAUCCCAGAAGAUGGCAGUUUGGGAAGCAGCGGAAUGUCUAACCUGACCCUCAUCGACAACGGGGGCUUCUCGAACUUGAUCCAGGAGUAUCCACAGAUGAACGUGACAACCUCACAGGAGGACCCGCAGCUUCGAUUUAGAGCUUAUAAGGCAGCUUGGAUCAUGAACGUCUACAGUAUGCUUAUCAUGAAUAUUACAAGGCCAAAUCCAGACUCAUUCGGCUAUCUCAACUCCGAGCCUGGUCAACGUUGGGAAAUCGCUGAGGGCUUCGGCAGCCCUGGCUCGGCCAACGCAAUCUCCGUCGACACACUCUUCUCCUCACUGGUAGAUCCGACCUCUAACGCGAAGAGCAACAGCACCAACAGCGUCACAAACGAGACCAGUCAAACUGGUAUCUACGACAAUCCAUUCAACAUCACGUCCUCCAAUUACAGUGACAUCUCCCUACUUUGCCAUGGAGCAGGUGGUCGAGACAACGCAAAUGCAAGCAACAUCUUCGUCCAGUGCGGUCUUGUCUAUGGUGCCGCACGCAGAACAGACGGCGUAGAGACACUGAUCUUCGAGCCCGGAGACGUCUACCAGCAGUCAGUAUACUCAUGUGCUUCCGCCACCCGCGCUAGUAUCAAGAGCGUCACCAUGAAAUACAACGCCACAGCAGGGGACUCCCUCAAAGCCCUGACCAUCUCCAACAUCUCAGAGAAGGCCUACAGCGCCAAUGAUGGCCCAAACCCCCCACCCCUCUGGGGAAUCGAGACCGUCGACAUAGCUCUUUCCGACAUCCAGCAGCUCUGGGGCUUGAUCGACGAGUCGUACAAAGACGAUCCCAAUGUCACCGCUAUUCGCGCCCCGCACCUACACCUGCCCGGCUACAGUUUGUCUAGCGGCCCACCGGUCGGAUUGCCUGGGGUCGAGUUCAUCCCUGGCGCAACAGCUGUGAGCAGAACACUGGCAGGUAUGUAUGGCGGCAUGUCUUCCUCUGGCAGUGGCGCGUACGACUACACUGGUCAGUCGAAUCUUGCGCUCUUCCAGAAGUGGCAAGGUUUGAGCACCAGUAUAGAUGGCGUGGCUAAGAUGUUGAACUUGGUGUGGGCCGAUACUGCAGCCAACUACCUUCAGGGCACCAGAGGUUGGGGAUCUGGAAAGGUCACAGACGCAAGUGGCGGCAACCCUAGCGCAUCCCGACUGAAAAAGCGACAGAGCGAUAAUGGCAAUCAAAGUGUCAUGGUUCCAGUGCAGCUGUACGAGAAAAAGAUCCAGUACCACUGGGUCUACGCCAUCCCAGCUUUCAUCGUACUGGCUACCUUCCUCUGCGUAAUGGCAGCCAGCUGCUGCUGCAUGCUCCUCCGCAGCGGACCAAAGCGCACACGCUAUUACUUGAACCACCUCAGCGCGGGCAGGCUGCUGGCCGAGCAGCGCUAUCCCGGCGCGGUGGACAAACAAGUCAGCACCGCGACCUGGAUCAAAAUGGCCGGCAAGUAUCCUGUCGCUCUGAAAGAUGGGCACGGCUACGGGCCGGCAGCGCAGAGUCUAGUUGGUGGUGGUGGUGGUGGUGGUGGUGGUGGUGUUGCUGGCACACCCGGUGGAAGUCCCUAUACUGGACCAGACGGCUUUGACGAGCGCAAACCUGGUGGGAUGGCUAGUUCAACCGAAUUGUCGUCUCUCAAUCCGGUGGAAAGGCAGAUCAAUGGCCAAGGCUAUAUGAGGGUGCAUUGA